UUACAGACCGGCAGCAGCAGAGAGGAGAAGAGAGGAGGAGCUUCUCAAACGCCGGGUAGGAGACUGAACCGCAGCUGCUGUUGUUCAGCUGUAGACCGUCAUAUUCAACUCUCCACCGGUUCACCGUGUAGUUUUCACUGUUCGGUACACGGCUGGAGAGAGAACAAUGUCUAACGUCAACUGGAAGCCGUUUGUUUUCGGCGGUUUGGCUUCCGUGACGGCGGAAUGCGGGACUUUCCCAAUCGACCUGGCCAAGACGAGACUUCAAGUACAAGGCCAAGUAGGCGACAUCAAGUACAGCGAGAUCCGGUACCGAGGCAUGCUCCAUGCUAUAGUGAGGAUAGUACGAGAGGAGGGGCUCCGGGCUCUGUACUCAGGAUUAGCUCCUGCUAUGCUGCGCCAGGCCUCCUAUGGGACCAUCAAAAUUGGCACAUACCAGAGCUUAAAGCGACUGAUGGUUGAAAGACCAGAGGAUGAGACACUGCUGAUUAAUGUGAUGUGUGGCGUUCUCUCCGGAGUCGUCUCGUCCUCCAUCGCUAACCCCACCGAUGUGCUGAAGAUCCGCAUGCAGGCUCAGGGAAGAGUGAUCCAGGGCAGUAUGAUGGGCAACUUCAUCAACAUCUACCAGCAGGAGGGAACAAGAGGACUGUGGAAGGGUGUUUCUCUAACGGCUCAGCGGGCGGCCAUCGUGGUCGGGGUCGAGCUACCGGUCUAUGACAUCACCAAGAAGCAUCUGAUCCUGUCGGGUCACAUGGGGGACAACGUGUACACACACUUUGUGUCCAGCUUUGCGUGUGGUUUGGCGGGGGCUUUGGCCUCCAACCCGGUGGACGUAGUCCGGACACGCAUGAUGAACCAGAGAGGAACAGCUCUGUACCAGGGAACAGUGGACUGUAUACUGCAGACGUGGCGCUCUGAGGGCUUCAUGGCCCUCUACAAGGGUUUCUUUCCCAACUGGCUCCGCCUGGGACCGUGGAACAUCAUCUUCUUCCUCACGUACGAACAGCUGAAGAAGCUCAACGUGUGACCUGACGGAACGAGACGGCGAAGAAGAGACGAGUAUGUGGUCACGCUCCGAGACGAGCCGAGAGGACCAAAAUCGGGAAAUGGCUGGAUGGUAACGGAUCCUUGAUGGAUCCACUGAACGGGGGGGGGGGAAAGAGGGUUGACGCAGACCCACGUACGACGGACGGCGUGAGGAUUUUCCUGAUUCCUGUUUGGGCUACACGUCUCCUAAAGCCUGUGGCCCGUGUGGAAGACACUCCUAUCUGAUAUUUUAGCUCAUCCACAUACUAUCUUAAGCUUAACUGCUCAUUUAUAUUUGAUGAUGGCCCCUUCAGUUCAUGUCACCUAAUUUAUUGUCUGGUAAAUGGUAGGGCUCGGACGAUACACCUAUCUCCUGAUCCAGUACUAUCACCAUACUUGGGUGCCAAUUCGAUAUGUAUUGCGAUUUUUAAGUAUUCAAUGUUACGAUUUAUUCAGAUUUUUGUUAACUUUUUUAACUCUAGA
This is a messenger RNA of Sebastes umbrosus (honeycomb rockfish), 1509 nucleotides long. RefSeq names its product kidney mitochondrial carrier protein 1. Gene Ontology annotation, biological process: mitochondrial transport. The record is from RefSeq and is a predicted model, not a curated record. Gene Ontology annotation, cellular component: mitochondrial membrane. The transcript is spliced from 9 exons. The coding region runs from base 167 to 1027 and encodes 286 amino acids. Lineage: Eukaryota; Metazoa; Chordata; Actinopteri; Perciformes; Sebastidae.